UCUGUGACUGCUGUUGACUGGGUUGUUGUGGUGGUGAUAGGUUUUCCUGUUGUCGCUGAAGUAGUAGUCUUUUCUGUGGGUGCUGUGGUGGAUUUUUCUGUGAUUGUGGUUGUAGUAGUGGGACUUUCUGUCACUGUUGGUUUUUCAGUAGUUGUGGGAGCUUUGGUACUGGGCUUUUCUGUGGCUGCUGUUCCUUUGGUUGUUGUUGAUGAAGUUGUAACAGUGGUUGAAGACUUACACAUAUUGAUGCAACAUUUGACUCGUAUUUCAUAGUCAAAACAAGUAAAAGGUACACUUUGAUCUUUGUUAUGACAGAUCAGUCCAUCUACUGGAUUGCAUGUUACUUUCUGAUCUAGUUCAUUCAAAGGUACGUCUUUGUAUUGUGUUGCUCUACAUUCUAUUUCCAAUGGUCUACUGCAAGUAUUUAGAUCUGGAUCGGUAAUUUUGUCUAAGGUUUCAUACUCUCCACCAUCUGGGUUAGUGUCAGGGUAACCAUUACUUGUCCAGUCUGACCACUUACAAACAAAGCAAUUAGUGGAUGUUGUGCUGGGUUUUGUUGUGGUUAAUAUGACAGUGGAAGGCUUUUCUGUGGUUGCUGUUGAUUUGGGAGUUGUGGUGAUGGGUUUUUCUGUUGUUGCUGAAGUAGUAGUCUUUUCUGUGGCUGCUGUUGAUUGUGUUUUUGUGGUGGUGAUAGGUUUUCCUGUUGUCGCUGAAGUAGUAGUCUUUUCUGUGGGUGCUGUGGUGGAUUUUUCUGUGAUUGUGGUUGUAGUAGUGGGACUUUCUGUCACUGUUGGUUUUUCAGUAGUUGUGGGAGCUUUGGUACUGGGCUUUUCUGUGGCUGCUGUUGACUGGGUUGUUGUGGUGGUGAUAGGUUUUCCUGUUGUCGCUGAAGUAGUAGUCUUUUCUGUGGGUGCUGUGGUGGAUUUUUCUGUGAUUGUGGUUGUAGUAGUGGGACUUUCUGUCACUGUUGGUUUUUCAGUGGUUGUGGGGGAUUUGGUACUGGGCUUUUCUGUGACUGCUGUUGACUGGGUUGUUGUGGUGGUGAUAGGUUUUCCUGUUGUCGCUGAAGUAGUAGUCUUUUCUGUGGGUGCUGUGGUGGAUUUUUCUGUGAUUGUGGUUGUAGUAGUGGGACUUUCUGUCACUGUUGGUUUUUCAGUAGUUGUGGGAGCUUUGGUACUGGGCUUUUCUGUGGCUGCUGUUCCUUUGGUUGUUGUUGAUGAAGUUGUAACAGUGGUUGAAGACUUACACAUAUUGAUGCAACAUUUGACUCGUAUUUCAUAGUCAAAACAAGUAAAAGGUACACUUUGAUCUUUGUUAUGACAGAUCAGUCCAUCUACUGGAUUGCAUGUUACUUUCUGAUCUAGUUCAUUCAAAGGUACGUCUUUGUAUUGUGUUGCUCUACAUUCUAUUUCCAAUGGUCUACUGCAAGUAUUUAGAUCUGGAUCGGUAAUUUUGUCUAAGGUUUCAUACUCUCCACCAUCUGGGUUAGUGUCAGGGUAACCAUUACUUGUCCAGUCUGACCACUUACAAACAAAGCAAUUAGUGGAUGUUGUGCUGGGUUUUGUUGUGGUUAAUAUGACAGUGGAAGGCUUUUCUGUGGUUGCUGUUGAUUUGGGAGUUGUGGUGAUGGGUUUUUCUGUUGUUGCUGAAGUAGUAGUCUUUUCUGUGGCUGCUGUUGAUUGUGUUUUUGUGGUGGUGAUAGGUUUUCCUGUUGUCGCUGAAGUAGUAGUCUUUUCUGUGGGUGCUGUGGUGGAUUUUUCUGUGAUUGUGGUUGUAGUAGUGGGACUUUCUGUCACUGUUGGUUUUUCAGUAGUUGUGGGAGCUUUGGUACUGGGCUUUUCUGUGGCUGCUGUUGACUGGGUUGUUGUGGUGGUGAUAGGUUUUCCUGUUGUCGCUGAAGUAGUAGUCUUUUCUGUGGGUGCUGUGGUGGAUUUUUCUGUGAUUGUGGUUGUAGUAGUGGGACUUUCUGUCACUGUUGGUUUUUCAGUGGUUGUGGGGGAUUUGGUACUGGGCUUUUCUGUGACUGCUGUUGACUGGGUUGUUGUGGUGGUGAUAGGUUUUCCUGUUGUCGCUGAAGUAGUAGUCUUUUCUGUGGGUGCUGUGGUGGAUUUUUCUGUGAUUGUGGUUGUAGUAGUGGGACUUUCUGUCACUGUUGGUUUUUCAGUAGUUGUGGGAGCUUUGGUACUGGGCUUUUCUGUGACUACUGGGGUGUUUUUUUCUGUGGCUGUUGUUGAUUCGGAUGCUGUAGUGACGGGUUUUGUUGUGAUUUUGGUUGUAGUGGUGGGUUUUCCUGUGGUUGUUGUUGUACUCUUGACCACAGGUUUUGUUAAUUCCACUGUUGUAACCGUUGUAUAUGUAACAACUUCUGGAGUUGCUGUGGUGGGUGUUUUUGUUGUUGUAACAGUAGUGGUAAUUGGCGGCUCUGUAAAUGUUGUUAGUGUGGUAGGCUUUUCUGUGGCUGGUGAAGUAGUGGAAGGUUUUGUUGUGAUUGCGGUUGUUGUGGGAUUUUCUGUGAUUGUGGCAGAACUUGUGCUGCCUUUUUCUGUAGUAAUUACAGAGGUUGUUGUGGACCUUCCUUUGGUUGUUGUUGAUGAAGUUGUAACAGUGGUUGAAGACUUACACAUAUUGAUGCAACAUUUGACUCGUAUUUCAUAGUCAAAACAAGUAAAAGGUACACUUUGAUCUUUGUUAUGACAGAUCAGUCCAUCUACUGGAUUGCAUGUUACUUUCUGAUCUAGUUCAUUCAAAGGUACGUCUUUGUAUUGUGUUGCUCUACAUUCUAUUUCCAAUGGUCUACUGCAAGUAUUUAGAUCUGGAUCGGUAAUUUUGU
Lates calcarifer (barramundi perch) is the source of this 2830-nucleotide messenger RNA. RefSeq lists its product as uncharacterized. Lineage: Eukaryota; Metazoa; Chordata; Actinopteri; Centropomidae. The transcript is spliced from 3 exons. The record is from RefSeq and is a predicted model, not a curated record. The coding region runs from base 1576 to 2655 and encodes 359 amino acids.